Macrosteles quadrilineatus (aster leafhopper) is the source of this 1534-nucleotide messenger RNA. RefSeq names its product hemicentin-1-like. The record is from RefSeq and is a predicted model, not a curated record. The transcript has 10 exons. The coding region runs from base 218 to 1534 and encodes 438 amino acids. Gene Ontology annotation, biological process: cell-cell adhesion. Lineage: Eukaryota; Metazoa; Arthropoda; Insecta; Hemiptera; Cicadellidae.
AAAGAAUAUUGUGUCUUUUUACGAUGCAGAAGGAAUUCUAGGCCAAAAGUUAUUUUUCAAUGAUAAAAAAAUGUGAAAACAUGAAUUAGGCCUAGGCCUAUGUCAAGUUUUUGAAUAUUUUUCACUAGGCUAGGCCUUGUUCAUCAAAAAUAUACCCGGAUGAAGUGAGUAGCUUAAAAAAGUCUUUUUUUAGAAGAAUUAAAAGCGAUUAAUAACAAUGGAACUGCUACUUGAAAAUGCUCUAAAUCCAACAGUUCACCGAAUGUUAGUGAAUGAUUUAAACAACAAUGAUCGUUGGCUGAACAUCGUUGAAAAACUAAGAACUUACAGAAUCCCAGUGUUCCUUAACGUCAAUAGAGCAAGAGAGCUGGAGAGAAGGGGAAUUAGUGCGGCCCAAUGGCUUCUCGAGGAGCUGUUUGAUAGGGAAUGUUCGUACAAUGAGUUUUGUGCCAUGCUGCGAGAAUUUGAUAUGUUAGAAGAGUUGUCCCUACUAACUCACGCAGAGCCUAUGAUUAUCCAAGUACAGCCGGGGGGAGGAGAGGACAUAGUGAGAGUGGAGAGUGGCAGUGUGUUAGAGCUGACUUGUGUGGCUUCUGGGAUACCUCGACCAACGUAUCAGUGGUACUACCAUAACAAUGUGUUACCUGGCCAGAGCAACAACACGCUCACCAUAUCUCCCUUCAGGGAGGAAAAUGUUGGCGUUUACUGGUGCCUUUUACGCCAGGAAAUCAGAGGACACAUCAAUGAAACACAUUCCUCUGAGGUAGUGGUAGACCUGAUGGCAGUUCACCCUGUGUUGUUGGUAGACCUACCUCGUGUCAGGUCUGUACCUAGUAGGCAGACUCUGGUAUUGACAGUCCAAUCAGAAGGUUACCCAGCACCUCACUUUGAGUGGUUCCGCAGCUCUGAUCAUGUAGUGGUAGACCUGAUGGCGGUUCACCCUGUGUUGUUGGUAGACCUACCCCGGGUCAGGUCUGUACCUAGUAGGCAGACUCUAGUAUUGACAGUCCAAGCAGAAGGUUACCCAGCACCUCACUAUGAGUGGUUCCACAGCUCUAAUCAUGUAGUGGUAGACCUGAUGGCGGUUCACCCUGUGUUGUUGGUAGACCUACCUCGUGUCAGGUCUGUACCUAGUAGGCAGACUCUGGUAUUGACAGUCCAAGCAGAAGGUUACCCAACACCUCACUUUGAGUGGUUCCACAGCUCUGAUCAUGUAGUGGUAGACCUGAUGGCGGUUCACCCUGUGUUGUUGGUAGACCUACCUCGUGUCAGGUCUGUACCUAGUAGGCAGACUCUAGUAUUGACAGUCCAAGCAGAAGGUUACCCGGCACCUCACUUUGAGUGGUUCCACAGCUCUGAUCAUGUAGUGUUAGACCUGAUGGCGGUUCACCCUGUGUUGUUGGUAGACCUACCCCGGGUCAGGUCUGUACCUAGUAGGCAGACUCUAGUAUUGACAGUCCAAUCAGAAGGUUACCCAGCACCUCACUUUGAGUGGUUCCGCAGCUCUGAUCAUGUAGUGAUUGUUUGCAAGUAG